AUGAAGUUCUCAGACCAUGGUUUUGACUUCAAAGCUGAGGAUAAUGCUAAUAUGAAGAUGCAAGUUGCUAUGAUGCCUGGCCAGUCACCGUCCUCAACUCUGAACAAUGGCAAUGCCUCAACACCAGAUCCACCGGUCUCAUCCUCAGCAACCUCAUCGGACGCCGAUCGCUUACGUGCUUCAAUGGAAGCUUGGAAGCGAACCGCUGCUAUAGCUAGUGAAAGGUAUAAUGAAGCACGGCAAAGACAAAUUGUAGCCGAACGAGAAGAUCGACUUGAACUCCGCAAAAGAUGGCUCGAAGAAGAAGCCAAAAAACGAGCUGAAAAUGUGGGCAAACAGAAGAAUGAUUUAAGCGGUAGCAAUGUUUCAUCGAAUAUGCCUCCACCGCUGUAUCAAUCGACCCCUAUCAACACCCGAGACAGGAAGCGUCACCUUGACAAUAACGAUUAUGGUCAUGAGGAGUGGCGGCAAGGUUUUCGCAUGAUGGAGGGAUCUGGAGUAUCCGAACUAUCGAAGUCGUCUACUGACAUGUACGGUAACAUGCCUUACCACACGCCUAAUGGAACUUUCUACCCAGGAAUGAUGAUGCCCGAAAUGCAGCAACAGGGUAAAGGAGCUAUGCAUGGAUUUCCCGGUCCAGUCUUUCCAAAUGGUGCUUCCUACCCGCAUGGAUCCUAUCCACCGAAUGGAGCUCUUCCUGCCCCAAACGGACAUUUUUCUUCGUCUAAAUCAACUCCAAAUUUCCGUGGGAACUCGUUUGCAACGCCACAGACGGCAUCAUCAUCAUCUGUUUCCUGUUCGCCGAUGCCAUCAACAUCCACUGCCGAUGGAUCGACAAUGGGUCAACGGUAUCCCUCGAUGGAAUUGCCUCAAUUUCCUAUCUCGGCUGAUUCGACUCCAGUUAUUCAACAACAGUCGCAACAAAACCAAUUCUCUACCUCAGACUCGACACCGUACAGUUGUGGAAUGCGCCCAAGUCCUUCGAUGUGCCCGACGUCACCGAAUGAAGUGCCAACACCUCCGGCCCUUGCCAAUUCCGGGAGUGUACCGCUAGGAAGUUCAUGUACUAGCUCUGCAAUAAUAGAGCAGAGUUUACGCAGCCCCGCUGAAGAUCUUGGAUGCAACGCUGUGAACGAGGACAACAUGACAAAGAUGCUUACAAGUAUACGCACAGAUAGUCUGGGAAUGCUCGGGGCUGAUGCGGUCGAUUCCCUGUUUGACAGUGAUGUUGGUGAUAAUGAUGGAGCCGCUGGACAGGUACCUUUGGUAACGUCAACUGACCAGAGCUCCUCUCCAGCAGGAUUCUCACAUGGAGGCCCUCAAAGCGUCCACUCGGUUCAUUCUGCCCCUCAAAGUAACAGUAAUUGUAAUCCGCCGUCAACACCGACACCGUCUGCACCUCUUUCGACGCCGUUCCCCUCCCAAGUACCUACAUCCCAAUCGAGCAGUUUUCCGCAAUCAUCUCCUCAACCGCCAACAUUUCGACCUCCUUCAUCGCCACAGCAGUCGGCUGCAUUUCCAUCGACGUCUCCCAACCAGCCGUCAUCGUUCCCGCAAAAUUCCCAAUCACAAGCUUCCUUUUUCCAACAACCAUCGUCAUCGCAUGGCGAGAAUUUUCCACCUUCGACGAUGGCAACAUCAACAAACUUUCCUAUGGCCCCUUCAUCCCAGAAUGUUGGCUUUCCUUCCUCCGCACCUCAACCGCCGAAUUAUCCUCAACAUAAUGCCAUGCAACAAAGUGCGUAUGUGCAGCAAAUGCCAUCAGCUCCCGUUUACCCAUCUUCGGGUCCACAGCCAUCAACAUCCAAUCCUUAUGCGUGUGCUCCUUCUGGCGGGAUGAUUCCAAAUACACCGGAUCCUGCGUUUAUGGCACAACAAGGCAUGGUAAACCCUGCAUUCGGGAUGAAUGGGUAUCCGGGAUACGAUAUGCCAUCCUCAGCGCAUAUGAGUCAACAACAGCAAAUGGCCAUGCAGUGUCCUCUUUGGGGUAUGGUUGGGAGCUGUUCCUUCACUGUGUUCUUCGAUCGAUGCUACCUACUCACUUGGCAAAAAUUGUCAACUGUCAUGCAAAAGGCCUUCUCUCCCGCUAUGAUGUACCAAGGCUAUCCAAACGGAGCAAGCAUGUCACAACAACAGUACUUUAUGCACAUGCAAAAGAUGCAACAGACACGGUUCGCUAGCGGCGUCGAUCCGUCUGCGCCGGGGUUCAUGGGCGGUCAACGUAUGAUGGGUAUGAGAGGAGCACCGAUGGGUCCUCCCGGACCGAUGAUGGAACCGAUGGCUCCACCAGCUGGCUACCCUGCUGGAUAUUCUCAAGGAAUGCAACCCUUCCCACCUCAACAACAGUACGUUGGGCAGUUUUCGAUGAACUGA
Messenger RNA from Haemonchus placei, 2373 nucleotides. Lineage: Eukaryota; Metazoa; Nematoda; Chromadorea; Rhabditida; Trichostrongylidae. The record is from the annotation of a GenBank genome assembly.